Messenger RNA from Penicillium robsamsonii, 912 nucleotides. RefSeq names its product HotDog domain-containing protein. Bases 1 to 912 code for a protein of 303 amino acids. The record is from RefSeq and is a predicted model, not a curated record. The transcript has 5 exons. Lineage: Eukaryota; Fungi; Ascomycota; Eurotiomycetes; Eurotiales; Aspergillaceae. Gene Ontology annotation, cellular component: peroxisome.
AUGUCCGCUGGAUAUGAGUAUCCCCCUCAGGAGGUGUCCUGGCUACGGCGCGAUGUGCUUCUUUUCGCAAACAGUAUCGGCGUGCAAGCCGCUGACCUCCAUUUUCUAUAUGAGCUCCAUCCACAGUUCAUGGUGUUUCCGACGUAUCCAUUGAUAUUGCCGUUUAAACUCACCGAUCAAGAAGUGGUCGAGUUCUACGGUCGUAACGCUACGAGCACGAUCCCUGGAGCCCCCGAUUUGGACCUUCGUUAUGCUGUCGACGGACAGCGCGAGUUGACAAUUCACAAAACACUUCCGACAGCAAGCACAGGGUCGAAAUUCCAGCUUCAAAAUAAAGUUAUUGGACUUUACGAUAAAGGUUCGGCAGGCAGUGCUUUUGAUACAGAGCAAAAGGUUGUCGAUAGUGUGACCGGGGAAGUGUACACCACGACGCGAAGUGUGAGUUUCGUUCCGAAACAAGGAAAUUGGGGUGGCCCACGAGGCCCCACAAUGCCUCUGUACCCUGUGCCAGAUCGAAAGCCGGAUGCAACAUACGAAGUCCAGACCACGGAUAAUACCGUUUUUCUCUAUCGUCUCAAUGGCGAUUACAAUCCGCUGCACGCGGUUCCAGGUCCAGGACUCAAGAUGGGACUCGGUGGGGUCAUUAUCCAUGGUCUUUUCACGUAUAGCUCCACAUGCUACGGAGUUCUGAGUAAAUUUUGUGGUGGGGAUGCAGCUCGACUCAAAAGCUUCGGGGCCAGAUUCGCCUUUCCUGUUAAACCCGGGGACAAGUUGACCACGAGCAUGUGGUUGGUUGGGAUGGCCGGCGGCCUGGAGGAAGUCAGGUUCGUCACAAGAAACCAGGACGCGAAGGUUGUUCUGAGCAAUGGGAAGGCACUUUUCUAUCCCAGAAUUAGUUUGUCUAGUCUAUGA